CGGAAGUAGCGGGGCGGGGCAAAAGAGGCGCGGACCUCAGCGGCUGAUGGCAGGUUUGGUGCGUACUUCAGGUGGCCAACUGUGGCAUGUUCUGCCUCGCGGACUGUGGCUUUGGAGCCCGGCGGAGAGGACUGCGAAGGUCUUAUUGAGGCAGUGCUGUGCGUGCCAGGACGAGUUAUGGCGGGUCUCGGGGAGCCGUGGCGCCUUCCUGGGAGGCCGACCCUUCAGCACAGGGUCGCCACAACCGUCGGGGUCAUCAGGGCCGGAGCCUAAGGGUCACGGAGACCCCACGCGCCCCUCGAAACCUGGGCCUGUUUCCUGGAAGUCUUUAGCAAUCACAUUUGCUAUUGGAGGGGCUUUACUGGCUGGGAUGAAGUACUUCAAGAAGGAAAAGACAGAAAAGCUGGAGAAGGAACGGCAUCGAAGCAUUGGGAAGCCUUUACUUGGCGGACCGUUUUCCCUAAUAACCCAUGUUGGAGAGCCCAAAACUAACAAGGACUACGUCGGCCAGUGGGUGUUGAUUUAUUUUGGUUUCACUCAUUGCCCUGAUAUCUGUCCAGAAGAACUGGAAAAAAUGAUUCAAGUUGUGGACGAAAUCGAUAGUAUUCCAAGUCUCCCAAAUUUAACUCCACUUUUCAUCACUAUUGAUCCGGAAAGGGACACAAAAGAAGCCAUUGCAAAUUAUGUGAAAGAAUUUUCUCCCAAGCUAAUUGGCUUGACCGGCACAAAAGAAGAGAUCGACCAAGUGGCCAGAGCUUACCGAGUGUAUUACAGCCCCGGCCCCAAGGAUGAGGAUGAAGACUACAUAGUGGAUCAUACAAUAAUAAUGUACUUGAUUGGACCAGAUGGUGAGUUCUUAGAUUAUUUUGGCCAGAACAAGAAGAAUGCAGAAAUAGCUGGUUCAAUUGCUGCACACAUGCGGGCCCACAAGCAGGCACAGAAGAAGACUUAGCCAGAGCCGUGUUGCCAGGUACUGUGUUUUGCCAAAGAGGAAGGAAGCUUGGUCUUCAUAAGCGCUGGUGUAUAUUAUGCAACCUAAAGAAUGGCCUUCGUACCAUAAGAAUGUAUGAUUUUUAGUUAAGAUUAGCUUAGGGUUCAGUCAGGAUUCUUGGAACUCGGAAGAUGACAGCCCGUCUCCCAGUAGCCCCUGGGAAUCCAGAGGACCAAGUUAAAGUGAGGCCAGGGGAGAGCACGCCUCGCCUCCCCACAGGAGGGAUGGUGGCAGACGUCUCCUUGGGAACAGGCCUCUCUGAGCAGCCCGGCCACCUCGUCGGAGUCUCAGACCCUUGCUGCCACACAGUAUAAAGCUGAAUUCCCAGAAAAGAACGUACUCUCUGCAGUGCUUUGCCUUCCUCACCUCGAGUUCUUGGUGGCUGGUAACCAUCAAGUCAGAUGCUGCUAUUCAAAGUUCAUCUUUAUACUUAAAGCAAAAACCAAGUCUUUGACAGCUAGCCUCCCUGUCCUGUUGUACUCCAUUCCCCCAUCAGCAGAUGCUGAUUUGACCAGAGUAUAGAAAAGAUCCGUUGUUUCAAGAAAACAUUUCUUUGAUUCUUCUAUGGAUCUUUUUGUGAUUUUUUUUUUAACUGAAUGAUCUGCCAGGUUUUCAGUGAUGUACCAAAUGGAAAUAACAAAAUUGUUCAUGAAAAUGUGAAAUAAUAUUUUUCUGCAUUUAUUAAGAUUAUACUGCAUGUAAAGUAAAGGUGUGUUGAGAUUUGCAACUUGCACAAGCGUGACUUCUCUCCUGGGUAGAGUGGGUAUGUAGAUGGCAGCCUAUGGCAUACAACACAGAGCCCUACAGACCAACGUGGGUAGGCAGAUGGGUACUCAUUAAAUACUGACUCCCAGGCCCAGGGCUGCCCAGUCUUGGGUAAUGCGGAGACCUGCAUUCCAGACUGCCUGUAAACUCACAGGGAUGCUUCUGAAGAAGUAACGUGAGCCUCCCUUUGGUGUGUCGAAAAUAUGAUUGAUGCACAAUAGAACGAAUCUUGGCUUUGCUUUCUGAGUUUUACUUUCCUAUACUUGACUGGUUUACGUGAGCAUGAUCAUCACCUUUUUUCCACUUGGAGAAGGUCUCUUAAAAGUUCUCAGUAAAUUCUGAAAUGCAACCAACUAUAAGACCUAUUUGGAAAAUGGAUUAUUUUUGCACAUCAGUUACAUUUUUACAUGCACAUGAUACAGUCCUCUUUGGGUUUUUUAAUUCUCAAUACUUAACAUAGUGGUACCUUUUUUCACAAACUUAAUGAGGUCCACAAUUCUGGAGAAAAUGGCCAUAUUCAUUUUCGUACAAGAAAGAUAACCAUGUUUGUGUUUGGUACCUGAUGGCAGAAUUCAUAAACAAAAAAAUUUUUUUGCCAGGUGCUUCUAUUUUUGAGCCAGAGUAUGCAUAGACUUGUUCAUGAACCAAGGUGCCACAGUACAAAUAUCAAAGGGAAAGAAGAAAACAAAAAACAACUAGAAGUAUUUAGCUGAAUCGUGCCUCCCAUAAUUCUUAGGUCAGAGUCCUAACUCCAAUACAUGGCCAGAUUUGAAUAUAAAGUGUUUAAAGUAUAAAUUAAAAUGCACCCAUUAUGAAAGGCCCUCCAAAGGCCAAUAUUACUGACGUCAAGAGUUAAAAAAAACACGAUGACAGGACCACAUGAAAAUACAAAAGAGGUCCACAGGUCAUGAGAAGUCUCCAGAAAAACCACCAUAGCUGGCACCUUGAUCUUGGCCUUCCAACCUCCAGAAACUUGAGGAGAUAAAACAUCCUGUGAACUAUGGUCCGUGGUGUAUUGUUAAGGCAGCCCUAGCAAACCAGUACAAUAGCUUAUUCCUUAAACAACUCUUAAUAUUUAGUUCACCCCCUAAGUAGCUGGUUUGGAAUAACUCAGGAACCUUAUCAAGAGAGUAAAGAACUUAAUACAAGACUAGUCUCAUCCGACAAGAAAGAUAUUAAAGUUCUAAAAUGUCAACCCUUUGAAAAGAUGGUCUGUUUUAAGCCACACAGCACUUGUGUGGAUCGCUUUGCAGCAAGCUUGCUCUCAGAUAAAAUGUAGUCUUCAUUCUCAGCUGUUGCAGGUUGGAGCUGGUGUAAUGAUCCAGAAAGGGAACAGCAGCUUUUUAAGAAAUGUCUCAUUUGCUCUUCAUUCCAGUAUCAGGCUUAAAGGCUUAGAGUCGGGCUGCUGGAGGCAGGCUGGCACAGGGCCUCAUAAUGAUCCUUUCCACGAACAGACAUGCCCUUAUUAUUAGGAGUAAGAUUGAGUCUUGCUUUCUGUUCUGGUCUCUGCUCAUUUCCCUGCUAUGGGAUGCUGUGGUGACCUUGUGAACCCAUCCAAAUCUAGGGGUUCCACGGGACAGGGCAACCUUUUAACUCUGUGUGCUGGGAAAUCAAAAUCAGGCUCCCAUUCAGUCAAGUCAUACAUACCUGAAUAGGUUAGAGUUUUUACUUUAAUGGGAUUAAUAUUUUUAAGAAUUGCUAUUUGUUUGAAAACUCUAAGAAUCCCGUCAGUGCAAGAGGCAUGAAAAUAACGCAAGUGGCUGUUGAUGAGGCAGCUGAUACUGUGAGUCCAAGAACUGAGAUUUACAGGGAACCAGUAAAGCACCCAGCCAAUAGGCUGCAAACAGGAACUCAGUGAGGUGAUUUGGAAGUGUAAAUGCAUCUGCGUAGGUUUGAAAAUCUCCUGUUAUGUUUUAAAUCUAAACUUAAAAAUUAAUACUUGAACCAUAAUCUCCCAAAUAACUGUGGUUUUUUUUUUUUUUUUUUAAUUUUAUUUAAGAGGAAAAAGAGAAAAACACAAAACAAAACAAAGUGGUGUAAGGGUACACGUAAUACAGAACUACAAAAAAAAAAACAUAAUAGUAAGAAAUCACCUGCUAAUAGAUUACAUAUUAUCAUCUUGGAAAUAGUUGCUCAAAUCACAGUAUCAAAGAAUACAAAGUGAACAUUCAAACAGAGAGACUGCAAACAGCUGUGUUCAAUGAUCCAAAAACAUUAAUAUAGUCAGCUAUUUAACACCCCUAAACACAAUUGUUGUUAUAUCCAUAGAGCUCUUUUUGUUUUUUCCUUCUCUUUUUUACAACAAAAUUUACACAUUUUGGAUUUUAUUACUCCUAGUCCUUAUUACUUUUUUGGGGGGAAGAGAAUAUAGUCAAAUAUGGAAAACAAAGCUGCCACUCAAAACCAAGGAUAGACAUAGCACAUGAUGUAGAACAGAGUACAAGGUUAUCAACAAUGGUUAUCAAAAUUGUCUCUUGUUUCCUUAAAAAGAAUAGUCUAUCUCAUUAGAUAUUAUAAAGUUGGACAAAACAGUAGAGAACAAGACCAAUAAAACUUAGGCAUUGUAAACAUUACAGGACUUCCAAAGGAGACAACAGUCAAACCAGAAUGGGCAUCUUAGUGAAUCUUAUUCCCUUCAAAGUAGGUGCUUAUACCCUCAAACUUGAUACUAUCAUAUAGAAUGGAACAGAGUCUAAUCAGUCAAAACAAGAUCGUGGGGGUAUUACAGGACUUCAAAACAAGUUAACAGUAAAUCAAAAAGAGUUACUAUAAUAUAUGCUAAUUAAAAAAAUUUUUCCCCUUAAUUAAAAAACAUAAGAAAUAACUAAAUAAUUUUUUUAAAGAAUAAGGGAGAGAUUGAGAUAAGCUCCAACAUGGCGUGGAUCUCAGGAGACACUGCUAGAUCUCCCCCUGGAAGGGCUGCAGGCUGCCACCCUGCCUCCACUCACAGGGAGGGGAGAUGCUGGCUUGGCUUCCCAGAGACCUAAGCUCCAACAGGGCUAGGAUCUCAGGAGACACUGCUAGUUCUCCCCCUGGAAGGGCUGCAGUGGGCUAAACUACUGCCGCUUACCAGGGAGGGGAGGUGCUGGCUUGGCUUCCCAGAGUCCUAAGUUCCAGCAUGGUGUGGAUCUCAGGAGACACUGCUAGUUCUCCCCCUGGAAGGGCUGCAGUGGGCUAAACUACCGCCGCUUACCAGGGAGGGGAGGUGCUGGCUUGGCUUCCCAGAGUCCUAAGCUCCAGCAUGGCGUGGAUCUCAGGAGACACUGCUAGUUCUCCCCCUGGAAGGGCUGCAGGCUGCCACCCUGCCUCCACUUACAGGGAGGGGAGAUGCUGGCUUGGCUUCCCAGAGUCCUAAGUUCCAGCAUGGCUUGGAUCUCAGGAGACACUGCUAGUUCUCCCCCUGGAAGGGCUGCAGGCUGCCACCCUGCCUCCACUUACAGGGAGGGGAGAUGCUGGCUUGGCUUCCCAGAGUCCUAAGUUCCAGCAUGGCGUGGAUCUCAGGAGACACUGCUAGUUCUCCCCCUGGAAGGGCUGCAGGCUGCCACCCUGCCUCCGCUUACAGGGAGGGGAGGUGCUGGCUUGGCUUCCCAGAGUCCUAAGCUCCAGCAUGGUGUGGAUCUCAGGAGACACUGCUAGUUCUCCCCCUGGAAGGGCUGCCGUGGGCUAAGCUACCACCGCUUACCAGGGAGGGGAGGUGCUGGCUUGGCUUCCCAGAGUCCUAAGUUCCAGCAUGGCGUGGAUCUCAGGAGACACUGCUAGUUCUCCCCCUGGAAGGGCUGCAGGCUGCCACCCUGCCUCCGCUUGCAGGGAGGGGAGGUGCUGGCUUGGCUUCCCAGAGUCCUAAGUUCCAGCAUGGCGUGGAUCUCAGGAGACACUGCUAGUUCUCCCCCUGGAAGGGCUGCAGUGGGCUAAACUACCGCCGCUUACCAGGGAGGGGAGGUGCUGGCUUGGCUUCCCAGAGUCCUAAGUUCCAGCAUGGCGUGGAUCUCAGGAGACACUGCUAGUUCUCCCCCUGGAAGGGCUGCAGGCUGCCACCCUGCCUCCGCUUGCAGGGAGGGGAGGUGCUGGCUUGGCUUCCCAGAGUCCUAAGUUCCAGCAUGGCGUGGAUCUCAGGAGACACUGCUAGUUCUCCCCCUGGAAGGGCUGCAGUGGGCUAAACUACCGCCGCUUACCAGGGAGGGGAGGUGCUGGCUUGGCUUCCCAGAGUCCUAAGUUCCAGCAUGGCUUGGAUCUCAGGAGACACUGCUAGUUCUCCCCCUCGAAGGGCUGCAGGCUGCCACCCUGCCUCCGCUUACAGGGAGGGGAGGUGCUGGCUUGGCUUCCCAGAGUCCUAAGUUCCAGCAUGGUGUGGAUCUCAGGAGACACUGCUAGUUCUCCCCCUGGAAGGGCUGCAGUGGGCUAAACUACCGCCACUUACCAGGGAGGGGAGGUGCUGGCUUGGCUUCCCAGAGUCCUAAGUUCCAGCAUGGCGUGGAUCUCAGGAGACGCUGCUAGUUCUCCCCCUGGAAGGGCUGCAGGCUGCCACCCUGCCUCCGCUUGCAGGGAGGGGAGGUGCUGGCUUGGCUUCCCAGAGUCCUAAGUUCCAGCAUGGCUUGGAUCUCAGGAGACACUGCUAGUUCUAAUAACUGUGUUUUUAAGUACUGCAAAUUUAAAUGUGUAUGUGCGAAAGUGAGUCCACUUUAAAAAAAAGAACAGUCAACCAUGAAGCCUUUUCAUCCAUGUAGUUUAUACUUUAUAUAAAGUUAUAUUUUUAUUUUUGAAUUACUUUGUGAUAAGGGUGAUUAUUCCUAUCAGUGAGUUGUAUUAACCUCUUUAGUGAAGUCUUCCUAUUUUCUGUUUAUUUUGAGGAUGUAUUUUAAAACUUUUGCAUUCUUCAGUAAUUGUUCUAUCUUCUAUAGAAAAAUUUGGGAGCAUACAGAAAGUUGAAGGAAAAUUUUAAAUUGUCACUGUUCCCCUCCCAGGAAACAAUUGUUAGGUACAUUUCUUUUCAAUUUUCAACAUUUUUAAAUUAAGUUUAGGGGACCAGAAAUUUACAAGUGAAUUCCCCAAAGAAAACUUAGGCAUGACAAUUUUUUUUCUUGUACCAGGGAUCGAACUCAUGACCACACGCUCGCAAGGCAGACAUUUAUGCUACUGAGCUAAAUCCCCAGCUAGACAUGACAAACUGAGCUCAAGUCUCUCAUCUCCCCUAUCCUAGACCCGUACUACUAAGUAACUACUGUUUUGUAUUUCAUAUGUAUUGUCCUAGAGCAUUCCCCAGUCUGUGGUGUUCUGUUAUUAGCAACAGAGAACAGAUUAAGACAGAGAGUUCCUUCAGGAGGUGACUAGUGGCAAAACAGUGACUUGUGAGGAUCUGGGGGACCCUUCGAGGCAGAAGCCACAGGAGGUGCAAAGCCCUACACCAUUGUUCUUGGGGAGCAUGUUCUAGAAUAGCAGGGAGCCUAGUGUGGUGACAGAGUCCUGUGGGUCAGGGAAAAACAUGGGGAUAAGAUCAGAGAAGUCAACAUCCACAGAGCUCUGUGGUUCAUGGCAGGAGCUUUGGUUCUCCUUUAAGAGUUGGGGAAGCCGGAGCAGGAGCCAGAGUCUGGUUUCCAUUCAGCCAAGGACCCCUGGUUAGGCCACAGGAGGUCGAGCAUGCUAAUACCAUUAACUCUAUUAUACAGUUUCAUGGAAACGUUUGUGUGCAUACUUAAUUGGAAGAGAAUUAGAGAUUGUUUCCUCUUUAUCAUGGACAUUUUCCAGCAUGUAGUAGAAUAGUCUACUGUUCAUUAGAAUUUGAUGCAUUAAAUUUCAGUACUUAACAACCCAGUUGCUGGUCUUUAUCAUCUACACCUCUGCCUGCUCCCAGCUCAAUUCCAGCCAACUCUAUCUUUUAUUUAUUUUUAAAAAAUUUUUUUGUCUUUUUCAUUUUUAUUGGUACCAAGGAUCGAACUCAUAACCGCCUGCUUGCAAGGCAGGUGCUUAUGCCGCUGAGCUAAAUCCCCAGCUCCUAUCUUUUAUUUUUAAUUAAUUAACUUAUUUUUUUGGUAUCAGGGAUCCAACUCGCAACCUCACAGUUGCCAGCCUCAACUCUGUCUUUUUUUUUGUGUGUGUGUGUUUUUCCUUUUUAUCGGUACCAGGAAUCGAACUCACGACUGCCUGCUUCCAUUAUGUCGCUGAGCUAAAUCUCCAGCCCUUCAACUCUGUCUUUUAAAAACGUGACUGCAGUCCUACAGGAAAACCCUAUUUGGGUAUUUUGGAGUUUUGUUUUUGUUGUUCGUUUGUUUAACAUCCCAUAGUGAGAAUUCAGGUUUACCAUCUCGUGUUUUGCAUUUUAGAAGCCAUGUGUUCUGUCUAUGUUUGUGCAAGACUUUAUGUCCAUGUUUGCACCCAUUUCAAGAAGCACAUGGUGGUGGGGGAUAACAGACAAUCUCCCAACCUCCCCUUCCAUUCUCAAGGGUAGGAAUGUGGAAAAAAAUUAUUUCAGGGUGAAGUAAAAUGCUAGGAGAACAGGAAGGACCAUCGUGUGGGGAUUCAAGUCAGCGCCGUGCUUUGCUCUGGCAGGAAUCUGGAUGGUUCCCAAUGGAAAGGGUUGCCAGGGAAUCUUCCAGAGAGAUGGAAAUGUUCUGUGGCCACAUCUACAUGACUUGCAUAUCUACCAGCCAAUUAAACUAGAACCUUGAGAUCUGUGCAUCUCACUAUAUACCUCCAAGAGUGGGAAGAAGAGUCCUGUGAACAGCAGGCUUGAGCACAGGUCUGAUGGAAGGGGGCACUGACACAGGCAGCAGCCUGUUUGAGUUUAGACAGCCAUGCAAGCUGAUGCCAAGAGCAGGGUGCCCAUGAAGAGAGGGACUGCAAGCAAAUGCACAGAAGACAGGACUCCGCAAGCUGUAAGCAAACCAGCAGAGUGAGAGGCAGUGAGGUAGGGCUGGGUGUGCUGUGGGUAGUCAGGGCAGGCACAGCUGAGGCUGUGUGCAAGGUUUCUCAUCCCACUUAAAGGUACAGGGAGCCAGCUGUUCCCGCAGCCCCACCUCACAGUGGCUAACACUGGUGCCACUUUGAGAGCCAGAGAAGUUUGCUCAGGGCCAUUCGGAGGCUUCCAGGACCCCAGGAAACCCAGCAGGAGCAAACUGCAGCGAGCAGGCACCUUCCUCACCGGCUGCAGCCCUGAGUAGCUGCUGGUAGUUGUCAGUCAGGCUCUGAGACCCUGCCAGCGACUCCUGUGCCAUUUGAGUCCCUGCUUAUUGAGUAGGCUAGAUAACUACCUUACACUCGGGCCAUCUGAAGUAUUUCCUGGCGGGAACACUGUAGUUGGCAGCCGCUGAGCCACUUUCCAUUCGGUGAAGGUCAGAGGCCGAGGCUGCACUUUGUGGAUGCGGGUGGAGACUCCUGGUCUCACGGGGAAAGUGCACUUAGCCUUGGCCUCUUGGCUGAGCACAGAGGUUGGCUUGGAGGUCACUGUGCCGUGACAUGUCGGGCCUGGCUAGAACCAGCUAGUGUGGCCUUACUGUGGAGGAAAAUGGGCCACAUGGGACUUCUGUGCAAGCUUAGCAAAGUUGACACUAGAAUUUCCUUUUAGUCUGGGUGAACCUGCUUGGUCACCUACCUGGGAUGCAGAGCUGUGGCUCUAUUCCAGGUCUCCUUGAGGGGGAAUAGGAGAAAUAAAGACCAGUAAAGAGACAAGAAAAUCUCCGUCUCUGUCCCUGUGUGUGUGUGUGUGUGUGUGUACAAGACAUCAAACUCAGGGUUGUUCUCCACUGAGCUAUAUCCCCACCCCCUUUUAUUUUUAAAAUCUUUUUAUGUUUUGGAGACAGAGUGUUACUAACUUUCCCAGCUGGGUCUUCAAGUUGAGAUUCUCCUGCCUCAGCUUCCCACAGAGCUAUGGUUACAGGAUUGCCACUGUUCCCAGCUGAAAAUCAUGCUUAAAUUGUAUUUUUAAGAAAACGCUUCAGGACACCAAAAUCACCCAUUCACAAUGCUUUUUUUCCUUCCAGAAAACUCCCUCCCGUGUUUUUAUCCCUAAAGUUCUUAAAGACUCAAUUGGGGCCUGUGCUUUUUACCUGGUGUAUCAGGAUUUAGUAGAGAAACAUGUAACACAAGAUACACAAAUGUGUAUGAAAUUACAAGAUUGGCUUACAGCGGUCAGCCACAGAGUCGGAGGAGGGAGAGGAGAGAGGGUGUCUGCACGCUGGAGGUGGAGGGUCCCGCCCAAGGGCUGGCGCUCACUGCAGUGUCUCUUGUAAGUCUGUAUUAGGAGGCUGAUGGGUGUGUGAGGGAAAGCUGAAAAGUUGCAGGUGGGAGCUGAACAGUGAGCCAGAAACCAGGAGGCCGAGUCCAAGCUGAAGGUGAGGACUGGAGCUCCUCCAGCAACCAGCGAUCAGGCUUCUCUCGUGCCUUUAUUGUGUGCAGGCUGCUCCCCUGGGGUGGGUGUAGCACUCCUAAGAUCUGCAGCAUGCUCCUCUUAUACAGGCUGAGGAUGUUUCAAACUAAGGACUCUGACCCCCUGCUGAAUCAUUUAGGUAACUUCUGACCUCCUCAAAUUGACAGGAAGAACAAUAGGCUAGAAUGGUAAAGGCUUGUCCUCUACCUACAGGAUGCAGAGCUGCUGAGUUAUGCUUCUAGACUUCUCAGGUGGACACAAUGAUUCAACCGUAACACCUGUAAAUGGCUCUUCAUCUCACAGACCUCCCUGCGCUCAAGAAAUCAGCAUGGGGCGGAGGAUGUAGCUCAGUGGUAUAAGUGCCUGCCUGGCAAGCUCAGGGUCGUGAGUUUGAUCCCCAGUCCAAAAACACCAACAACAAAAGCAGCCCCGCUAAGUGGGCAGCUGAUCUCUAAAUUUCAAACACAUGCAGAUGGUUUGCAUUCUGUCCUGGCCCACUAAAGGGGUGGCCUGACUAGAUCAACCAUUAUGAUAUUCUCCGGCGUUUACUAAUGGUAGGUGGGAAAACACCCUGAGAUCGAGACCAAAAGGCUAGAUUGAAUUCUGUCUACCUACAGGCAGGCUGACAGCAGAGUGAUAAUCAGCAGAUAUCUGAAGGGCAGGCUAAGUAUGUGUAGGAUUUGGGGUAGAUGGUCAUACUCCCAGAGAUGCUCUCUAGAUGGAAGCUUUGAGGUCAGAGCUGCAAGAAAGAUCAGCAUAGCUGUGUGGACACUGCCAGGCAUCUAGGAGACUACAGGUCCACUCCUAAUUUCUUCAUGGCCAUCAAGUCUUGUGUGCUGAGGGCAGCCUAGAUCCUGGUGUUUGUAGAGGGCAGUGCACAGGUCUCUCAGGUAGGUCAGGCUGACACUAUGGCCAUAAAACCCCCAACCCAGAUCCAUAAUGACCUCUGUGAAGGACCCACACUCUGCUCUCUGAAUGUGUCCUCUUUCAUUCUGCCCAGUGAUGUGUUCUGCCGGCCUGGGGCUUAGCUACAACUUAACAUGGCACACAGCCAGUUAGGCACCAGGCCCCGAAAAACUGCAGCCUGUCUCUCCAAAAGUAACUUCUGUGUUCUUCUAGUUCUGGAAAUAAACCUCCCACUCCCUUUUUGCACGUGCUCCAAGCCUUCUCCAAUCCCAAGCCUCCAUAACCACCCAAGUGCUCUGCCCCUAGCCUGACUCCAUAAAAGCCCUUCCCAUUUGGGAACGAAUGUCAGGCUUUUCUCGUGGAGUGCAAGAGCGCCUUUGAGCAGGGUUCUAGCCAAGGGGGGAAGGUACUCAACAAGUGCACCCAUCCAUUCAGCACCCCAUCCGGGACGAGAGGAAAGGCAGCCGUUCAGUGAUCACUCAUUCAGCCCAUACUUUCUGAGCGCCUGUGUCAGGCUAAGGGUGUAAUUAGAUAGACCCAGUGCCUGCAGUGUGCCUUGGGAUGCAAGAACCACACGAGACAUACACAAAAGCUGGAUAGUGCUUAAAUGUCCUGCCCCAGCCAUCGGCCAACCAGUGCACCUAAAAGUAAACCUCCUUUGAGUGUUUUAUGUGUCUUAGCAUCUACCUGUAAAUACACAAAAAUCAACAAAUUUACUGUAAAUUGUGAUAGCUCUACAACAAAUAUGAAAAUAGUCCUAAAUUUAUGGUAACUGCACAAUUUUAAAUACAUAAAUCUUUUAAGAAUUAUUUAAGAUCCAUAAAAAACUAAAAUUUUGGAGAAAAUUUUAGAUGUUAAUUAGCAAAACAGCAUUAUUUCUUAAUAUGACUCAGUGAUAUAAAUAUGUUAAUUUUUUCCUACUUAAAUGUUCAGCACAACUUAAGUAAUAUUGUCAGCCUCUACCUGAGAGAGACCAAGAGGCCCCAGGUCUCCCUUUGUAAACAAUGGAAGACAGUAAGUUGCUCUUGAUAAACAAGAAGUAAGGGCAAUAAAUACAUUUAGAAAAAUCUCCCUGGCACCAAAUUGUUUUGUUUUGUUUUGAAUUUUGGUGCCAGGGAUCAAACUCAUGACCCUGCGUGUUCUAGGCAGGUGCUUGUGCCACUGAGCUAAAUCCACAGCCCCUGGCCCCCAGUUCUGUCCACGUACCUCACUGAGUGUCCCUGCAGCUUGACCUUAGACACUUCAUCCAGACGCCUGGAUAUUCUAACCCUGCUCAAAACUCCUGUGUAUAUUUCGCUUCCCCUCCAGGUAGCUGCCAGUAUCACUCUGAUGUCAGCCGCCUGUGUGUAGGUAAAAUCCGAUCUUUCCCACAGCCUCUGUCUCUGAGUUUUGCCUUAGGUCUUCAUUUACCUAACAAAUACUGCAAAGGCAGAUUUAGAGACGUGAUUUCUGGUGAGCAUGAUCUGUGCUUUGAUUGUGGUGGGAGCUGUACAACAUGUAAACUGUAUGAUAGAACUCACCUAACUGUGAUCUUUGCAGGUGAAUUUUAACUUCUGUUGUAAUCUUGAUUUGCCAAACUGCAGUGUCAUCUUUUGGGAACUCAAUGAAAAAUUCUAAAGUCAAUCUGGAAUAGUGAAUGUGAAAAAUAGUUAUAUAAGGAAAAAGAAAGGAAAUUAGUGAAAACAGGACAGCAAGGAAGAUCUUGUCCUAUCUAUAUUAACAUGUUACUAAACCAUAGUAAUUUUUAAAGUGUAGCAUUUAGCAUUUAACAGGAAGAAGAAAUCAAAAGUAAGUAUAGAAACAGAUCAAUGUUAUAUAAAGUUUUACUAAGCAACAAAUUAUAUUGGUGAAGAUUAUUAACAAUCAGUAUUGUAGCAGUGAUUAAUGAAAAGUAAAUUCUAAUGUCUUACAUUAAAAUGAACUCCAGAUGGAUAAAAUAUUUGAAUUUUUAGAAUAUAAUCAGAACUUGUAGCAGAAGUCCAUGUGAACAGCUAUGCUGUCUAGAGGUGGAUCUGCCCAGCGUCCUGGCCGUGCCCUGCCCGCACUCCUCUGGGAAGCAGCCCACUCGCACACAUUGCUGAGGAGCCACAGCCACAUGCGGAGCAGAUGAUCACACUCACUGAAACCCCGAGCCGCUGGGUUCCCAGGCUGAACCAAGCAGGUCAUGUCUCUGGAAGAUGAACAGGAAAGGACAGAACUAUCCGUAAGGGAGCUGCAGCAAGGAGGCAUCGUGAAAAGACCAGAGCCAGGACAGAAGUGGCAAGGACAGGCCCCCAUGCUGACGGAAAUGAUGCAUGCAAGCCAGUCGCCCAGGACGCCUCCUGGUAAAGACGAGAGGCAGUCAGGCGGAGAAAGUGGGAACCUAAAAGAAAGGUUUCUUGGGAAACAGUUCCUAAUUAUUUAAAUUAAAACAGCUGAUUAAAAUUAAAACUGAUGUGCAGCCUCCAA
Messenger RNA from Cavia porcellus (domestic guinea pig), 13469 nucleotides. RefSeq names its product protein SCO1 homolog, mitochondrial. The record is from RefSeq and is a predicted model, not a curated record. Lineage: Eukaryota; Metazoa; Chordata; Mammalia; Rodentia; Caviidae. The transcript is spliced from 6 exons. Gene Ontology annotation, biological process: mitochondrial respiratory chain complex IV assembly. Bases 47 to 952 code for a protein of 301 amino acids.